UUUUUUUUUUUUUUUUUUUACUCCACAUAUCAAAACAUGGCAUCAGAAAGAGCAACUCUGGUUUUAGGUGGUGCAGCUUUAGGUGCUGUAUCUUAUGCAGCUUAUCAAAAAUUAACAUUAAAAAAACCGACAACUUUAAAACCAACUGUAGUAAAUACACAACCUUCGCCACAACCUUCACCAAAUACAUUUGAAAAGGCAAGAUCCAUCUUACCUUUUGGUUUCCCAGGGCCUGUUAAUGAUGUGAUUUACCGCAAUGCUUAUGUAACUUCAUAUAAUAGACGAGAUCGUAAUCCAAAUUGGGUAGCCGAGCAUUUAACAGCAGAAAGUUUAAAACGUGGAGCAGAUGUCGAUCGUCAAAAGUCAACAUUUAAAGAAGAUGAUCAUAUUCCAGAAAAGUUUAGAGCUAAAUUAAAUGAUUAUUUCAAGAGUGGGUUUGAUAGAGGACAUAUGGUUCCCGCUGCGGAUACAAAAAACAGUCAACUUUCAAUGAAUGAAACAUUUUAUUUAACAAAUAUUGCACCUCAAGUAGGACAAGGAUUCAAUAGAGACUAUUGGGCUUAUGUUGAACAUUUCUGUAGACAGCUGACACAAAAAUUUAAAGAUGUCUACAUCUUUACAGGCCCCUUAUAUCUGCCUUAUCAAGACCCAUCGGACGGUAAAUUUUAUAUUAAAUAUCAGGUUAUCGGUAACCCUGCACCUAAUGUAGCAGUCCCCACUCAUUUCUAUAAAGUGAUCAUGACACAAGACAAUCAAGGACACUAUAGUGUAGGCGCCUUUGUAUUACCCAAUCAACCUAUUCCAGAUGAAACCCCUUUAACACAAUUCCAGGUUCCUCUGGAUGCCGUUGAACGAGGUUCCGGUCUUGUCUUUUUUGAAAAGUUAGGCGAAGAGACAAAACGUCGCUUGCCUGACCUUUGUCGACAAACAGAAUGCAAAGUGGUUAUUCGUAAAUUUAAUGAUGCUGCUGCACAAAAACAAUUGCCUGCAAAAUGAUGAAUAAUAAUAAUAAUAAUAACAAUGAUAAUAAUGAUUAAAAACAAAGAAAUUUAGAUUUUUUAUUAAUCAUGAU
Cokeromyces recurvatus is the source of this 1072-nucleotide messenger RNA. RefSeq lists its product as uncharacterized. The coding region runs from base 37 to 996 and encodes 319 amino acids. The transcript has 2 exons. Gene Ontology annotation, molecular function: nucleic acid binding; metal ion binding; RNA endonuclease activity. The record is from RefSeq and is a predicted model, not a curated record. Gene Ontology annotation, cellular component: nucleus; mitochondrial inner membrane. Gene Ontology annotation, biological process: apoptotic DNA fragmentation. Lineage: Eukaryota; Fungi; Mucoromycota; Mucoromycetes; Mucorales; Mucoraceae.